GCCAGAUCUCGGGUUGGGAGGACUAGCGGUCGGAUCUGUUGGAAGACGCGCUGUGAGCAGAGCCUAUGGUACAGAAAGGAGCUUCCGAACUGCGAUAGACUCGCAUCCCACGCCUGACUGCGGCUUUCUUCAUAAGGAUUAUACAUAUUUUAUUCGCUUUUCGGGGGACAGUCUUCCUAUCAAUAUUAUUACUAUCGUCGUCGUAAUUUCCGAAAGAAGCCAUGAACAUUUAAUUUCUUCCCCCUCCCCGACUUGAAUCAGAUAAAUGCAUUCCCAACAAUUUCCGUGAGAAGUGGGUCAUGAUCACAUCGCCCUCGAUCUCUGCUCUACGAAAUAGUAAUUACACUAAAGCAGCCUGGGCAAACAGCGGCUCUGGGAAUAAUAGCAGCGCCGCGGCUCACAUCAACAAACCCUUUCUGCACUCCGUUCCUCCUUCGGACCCUCUAAGGCAAGCUAACCGUCUCCCAAUCAAGGUCCUGAAAAUGCUGACGGCGCGUACGGGACACAUUUUGCACCCCGAAUACCUUCAGCCCCUGCCGUCCACACCAGUUAGUCCAAUUGAGCUAGAUGCCAAGAAAAGUCCACUGGCCCUCCUGGCACAGACCUGCUCGCAAAUCGGUAAGCCGGACCCGCCUCCUUCCUCCAAGCUCUCCUCCGUAACCUCGAAUGGAUCUAGCGACAAAGAGUCCAAAUCGGGCCCUUUGAAACUGAGCGAUAUUGGAGUGGAAGACAAAUCGAGUUUCAAACCCUACUCCAAACCGUCAGAGAAGAAGGAUCCAGGCUCCGGGACUUCCAGUGGAGAGAAGUCUGGUUUCCGUGUGCCUAGCGCCACCUGCCAGCCGUUCACUCCAAGGACAGGCAGCCCGAACUCCAGCACCUCGGCGUCUCCGCUGCCGUCGGAGGGCAAGUCUGGAGAGAGCCAGGACAAGAAAGAGUCUGACACGAGUAAAAACGGCACGACCGAGGGCUCUGGCACCACCAGCAUCAGCCAUAGCAGGAUAAGCGUGAGCUGUGCGGGAAUUAACGUGGAGGUCAACCAGCACCAGGAGACGACGUCGGGCUCGAAACCCAUCACUUCCGACUCCUCGUCAGUUUCCACGGCUUCGUCGGCGUCCGUUCUCGGGUCUGGACUUGUGGCUCCCGUUUCGCCCUACAAGCCCGGCCAGACUGUUUUCCCCCUGCCACCUGCUGGCAUGACCUACCCUGGGACCUUAGCCGGGGCCUAUGCUGGCUAUCCGCCCCAGUUCCUGCCCCACGGAGUGACUUUAGACCCGACGAAGUCCAGCAGCCUGGUCAAUGCACAGCUCGCCGCCGCGAGCUCGCUGGGCUGCAGCAAGGCCGGCUCGAGCCCUUUAGCGGGAGCCUCGCCGCCGUCCAUAAUGUCCGCUAGCCUUUGCAGAGACCCUUACUGCUUAAGCUACCACUGCGCAAGCCACUUGGCUGGGGCGGCCAGUGCCUCGUGUACGCACGACUCGGCGGCGGCGGCGGCUCUCAAAUCCGGAUACCCACUCGUGUACCCCACGCACCCGUUGCACAGCGUCCACUCCUCGCCACCCUCUUUUGCGGGACACCCUUUGUACCCUUAUGGUUUCAUGCUGCCGAACGACCCCCUGCCGCAUGUCUGUAACUGGGUGUCGGCCAACGGACCUUGUGACAAGCGCUUUUCCUCCUCGGAAGAGCUUCUCAACCACUUGCGGACCCACACAGCUUUCACGGGAACUGACAAAUUAAUCUCCGGUUACCCCAGCUCGUCGUCGCUGGUUGGCGCCGCGGCCGCGGCCAUGGCGUGCCACAUGCACAUGCCCCCCGCGGGAGCCCCCGGGAGCCCAGGCACGCUGGCACUCAGGAGCCCGCACCAUGCUUUAGGACUCAGCAGUCGGUACCACCCUUAUUCAAAGAGCCCCUUGCCAACUCCAGGCGCCCCGGUUCCGGUUCCUGCAGCUACUGGACCCUACUACUCGCCUUAUGCACUGUAUGGACAGAGACUGACCACAGCGUCAGCGUUGGGAUACCAGUAAAACGGACUAACGUUAAUCAAUUUCUAGAACACAACGCAAAUAGAAUGACUUUUAUAUUAACAGUCCACUUAAGGACCGGAUCCGUGGACUCACUGUAUUUAUUUGUUAGCUUCAAGCGGGACAGUAAUAAAAUAUAUGAAUUAAAAAAAAAACCCAACAAAUUCAGAAGUGCAUUACUUUCAAACUGAGCUCUAUAAAUACCCACGGUAGAAUACUAAUGAAAAUAGGGGGUUUUCUUUUCGAUGUUUAUUUGAAAUUGCUAUGAUUGUAUUGUACGUUCUUAUUUAAUGUCUCCUUGAAAGAAAAGAAUUUACAUGCAUGUUUGUUACUAAAAUCCCAACUUGUCCUUAUAAUUUUAAAUUGCAAUUAUUUUUAAGGUGUAUACCAUGGAAAGAGAAUUGGUAUUUUUUGUAUGUAUUCUGGAAAAAAUAAGAAACAAUUCUAUUCCAAAAA
Molecule: messenger RNA, 2471 nt
Organism: Lepisosteus oculatus (spotted gar)
Lineage: Eukaryota; Metazoa; Chordata; Actinopteri; Semionotiformes; Lepisosteidae
Gene: znf503
Product: zinc finger protein 503
Biological process (GO): negative regulation of DNA-templated transcription
Cellular component (GO): nucleus
Source: RefSeq, a predicted model, not a curated record